AAUUAUUCAGCUGCUCUGUGCAUAUAUAUGUGGGUGUGUGUGGGUAUAGAUCCUAGGACAAUAAGAAAUCCUAACUAGAUCAGCACAAGAUUACUACUUUCUUGUUCAUUAUUAAUAUUGGUUUGGAGAUGGAAUUAGUCCAAACUUUGUACAAGCUUUUCUUGUCCAUUGGUGCGGUUCUUGUACUGGGAUCCGUCAUCCGACUGUAUGAAUCUCUGGUGAAGAAACCGGCAAGUGUCAGAGCACGGCUGAGGAAACAAGGGAUCACCGGACCACCGCCGACGGUUCUCCUUGGGAAUAUUCUUGAGGUUAAAAAGUGCCUAUCGACGUCGGCCAAGGAAAUUACAGCGGCAGCCCCUCCUAUCACCCACGAUUAUGCUGAUUGUCUCUUGCCCUUCCUCCCACAGUGGCGCAAAAAAUACGGUAAAUUUUUUAUGUUUGCUUUUGGGAACAAGCAAAUAUUACACGUAGCAAGAGCAGAUUUGGUGAAAGAGAUAACGAAGAGCACAUCCAUUAACCUGGGGAGGCCAUCCCACAACCAGAAAGAGAUGGGUCCUUUGUUGGGGGAGGGCAUCUUGACCUCCAACGGACCCCUUUGGCAAUAUCAGAAGAAAAUUCUAGGCCCAGAAUUACACAUGGACAAGAUCAAGGGAAUGGUGCACCUUAUUUGGGAGUCAACAAAUGUGGUGCUGGACUCAUGGAAGAGUAGAAUCGAGGCGGAGGGUGGAGUAGUUGCAGAUAUAUAUAUUGACCAGGAUUUGCUUGAGAUCUCCGGGGAUGUGGUAGCGAAAGCUUGUUUCGGCAGCAACUUCGCCAAGGGAAAAGAAAUAUUUUCCAAGCUUUGUACUCUCAAGGAAGCCAUCUCCCAGAGGAUCUUCUCCAUUGGCCUUCCUGGCGUGAGAUACUUGCCUACGGAGAACAACAGGGAAAUAUCGAGGCUACAGAAGGAGGUCCACGCGUUGAUCCUAAAGGUGGUGAAGGAGAGGAAUGAAUCCGGGCAAGUUCACAGGGACUUUCUACAAACUGUUAUCCAAGGUUCUAAGAACAGUAACUUUAGCCCUCGUGGAGGAGUUGAGCAUUUCAUAGUAGACAAUUGCAAAAACAUCUACUCUGCCGCUCAAGAGACCGUCGCGGUCUCUGCUUCAUGGUGCCUCAUGCUGCUAGCUUCAAACCCAGAGUGGCAAGAUCGCGUCCGCGCCGAGGUUCUUCAGAUCUGGGGGGCCCAAAUUCCCGAUUUCGAUAUGCUCCGAAAGGCAAAACUGCUGACAAUGGUGAUACAAGAAACUCAGAGGCUGUACCCUUUGGCAGUGGCAUUCUCAAGGGAAGCCCUAGAAGACCUUAAAAUAGGGGGAAUUGAGAUCCCAAAAGGAGUAGGUUUAUGGAUGAUGGUGUCUGAGCUGCACACGGACCCUGAAACUUGGGGACCCGACUCGUACGAAUUCAAACCGGAUCGUUUUGCAAAUGGGAUUUCUGGAGCUUGCAAGCUUCCCCAGUCCUACAUGCCAUUCGGGUUCGGUCCAAGGCAAUGUCUUGGCCAAAACCUGGCCAUGCUGGAGCUCAAACUCAUCAUUGGUCUCGUUCUUUCCAAUUUUUCUUUCCGCCUCUCCCCAAAAUACAUCCAUUCUCCGAUCAUGAAGUUGACCAUUGAGCCCAAAUAUGGCAUCCAUCUCUCGCUCAAGAAGCUCUGAAUUACCCUUUUUAAGAUACCAUCUUGUUAAUCGGAAACUGAUAUUUUUAUUAGUAUCUGAAAUACGAAUGUUAAACAUCAUAACUAGAUAUGGUACGCAAUAUAUGGAAAUAAAUGUCAUUAAUUUUCCAUUAGUGGGCUACCUUGUGCUAUGUUUGAGGGAAAUUAAUGAUA
Messenger RNA from Diospyros lotus (date-plum), 1861 nucleotides. RefSeq names its product cytochrome P450 714C2-like. The coding region runs from base 129 to 1688 and encodes 519 amino acids. The transcript is spliced from 5 exons. The record is from RefSeq and is a predicted model, not a curated record. NCBI's taxonomy places the organism in Eukaryota, Viridiplantae, Streptophyta, Magnoliopsida, Ericales, Ebenaceae. Gene Ontology annotation, molecular function: iron ion binding; monooxygenase activity; heme binding.